Molecule: messenger RNA, 1035 nt
Organism: Bombina bombina (fire-bellied toad)
Lineage: Eukaryota; Metazoa; Chordata; Amphibia; Anura; Bombinatoridae
Product: protein huluwa-like
Exons: 3
Coding region: 1-1035 (344 amino acids)
Source: RefSeq, a predicted model, not a curated record
AUGGGGACUUUGACUCCUUCCUAUGCUCCCUUAGAUGGGGGUACACCUGUAGCCAAUGCAGAUCAGAAGCUAGUCCUGCAGCCAACUCUCACACUCCUGGUUAUCCUCCUCAUCCCUUGUGUGGUUUUACUGUUUCUACUCAAUUGCUUCUUGCUUUUCCACCGCCUCCCAGUCUUCAGUCAAAAGAAGAGGGAGAAACGGAGAGGAAGUGUGAGAAACAAGUAUUCCUGUCUAAGGAACAAUAAGACUGGUCAAGCUCAACCUGAGCAGAGCUAUGGUACAACGUCUAGCAAGCCCCUAUGUCAGGGCCGUUGUAUGUCUGACAAUGUCAACCAAGGCUUGGAGGCCACCAUGGUCCUAGGAGAAGGUGUUAAAGAGCCAAGGUGUAGACCACACUCAAGAGACAGUUGCCACAAGAUGGACCGUGGGAAUCGUGACUCAUGUUCUCCGUGCCCAGCUUGUGUUAUGCCCAUGCCUUGCUGCUCUUCUAGGAGAUCCUGGCACCCACCAGCCUGUGUGAGACCCCCAGAAGGUGCAACAUGCUGGAACCAAGGAAAAGAUGAUAAAGUGGUAGUACCUCAUAGCUCAGGAUCUUCCAGCGAUAUGGAGACUCGGCACAAUGCUGUGCCCCCAAAUACCCCAGCUGCUGCAAUUCCCACAUCGGUAACGCCAAAGGUAAAGUUUUCAAACAAAACAAGCACUCAGAGGAAGCAUCAGGGUAGCUCAGUCCCAUAUACCCCUCUGGGCUCGUUACAGUUUGAUUAUGCCAGCAGCAUCCCUCAGGAGGACAGCUGUGCACACCUCUCAACCAGUAGCAAUUUGCCAGGUCCAGGUCUGGACAGCGACUUUGGUGUCAGUGCAGGUAUCUCUUUGCAUAUCUUGUCCUCAGACAGUGACAGCUGCUCUCAGUCGUGGGCCUCGGGGAUGGAGUGGGAUUACUAUGACCCUUGCUACAUGCGCAGGAAUAGGCGCCACAGAGACAACCGGCUGAACCACCACCUUCCUGUGAUAUGCAGCAAGCAGUACUGGGUCUGA